Messenger RNA from Parnassius mnemosyne (clouded apollo), 1020 nucleotides. The record is from the annotation of a GenBank genome assembly. Lineage: Eukaryota; Metazoa; Arthropoda; Insecta; Lepidoptera; Papilionidae.
AUGUUGUUAUAUCAGAGACGUUUUAUAUUUUUAUCAUUAACAUGUCAGGUUGUCUCAGUGUUUUCUGCCGAUCAUCUUCUCGAAGGUAUUUACUGUGGAAAAGAAAACUGUUAUGAAGUUUUAGCAGUUAGCAGAGAAGCAACCAAAAAUGAAAUCGCUAGAAGUUACAGACAGUUGGCCAAAAAAUUCCAUCCGGAUUUACAUCGAUCCGAAGAGGCUAAGAAAGAAGCGGAAGAAAAAUUUAAGCAAAUCGCUACAGCGUACGAAAUAUUACGAGAUGAAGAGGAAAGAUCAGACUACGACUACAUGCUGGACAAUCCGCAGGAGUACUACGCUCACUACUAUCGUUAUUACCGACGCCGAAUGGCUCCUAAAGUCGAUGUCAGAAUCGUCAUUGCUGUUACUAUUACCAUUAUAUCAAUUAUCCAAUACUAUAGCGCGUGGUCAAAAUACGACACUGCCAUAAAAUACUUCAUGACUGUACCCAAGUAUAGGAAUAGAGCUUUGGAAAUUGCUAAAGCAGAAACAAAAGAGUCACAAGGCAAAGGUAAAGCUAAUAGAAAAAGUAAAGCAGAACAAAAGUUAGAACAGGAUAGGAUAAUAAGAAGGGUUAUAGAAGAAAAUUUAGACAUCAAAGGAGCUUAUGCAAAACCUGAAAUAGUAGAUAUUUUAUGGAUCCAACUAAUAAUCUUACCAUACACAGUUGCUUAUUAUAUAUACUGGUACUUAAGGUGGUUAUGGAAGUUUACAAUACUGAAGCAACCUUAUGGUGAAGAGGAGAAAUUGUAUAUAAUCAGAAAGUAUAUGAAAUUGGGUCAGCACCAAUUCAAUGCUUUAGAUGAUAAGGAGAAACAAGAAUUUUUAGAUGAAGAGUUGUGGAUCAAAGAAAACUUUUUAAUUUGGAAAGAAAUAAAAGAUGAAGAGGCUAAGAAAGCCCUUGCAGAAAAUAAUAAAUACAAACAAUACAGAAGGUAUAUAAAGCAGCAUGGUGUUGGAAGGAUGACUUUUGAUGAUUCAUGA